Phyllostomus hastatus (greater spear-nosed bat) is the source of this 2566-nucleotide messenger RNA. It is a transcript of the gene COIL, whose product is annotated as coilin. Gene Ontology annotation, cellular component: Cajal body. Gene Ontology annotation, biological process: spliceosomal snRNP assembly. The coding region runs from base 6 to 1739 and encodes 577 amino acids. The transcript has 7 exons. NCBI's taxonomy places the organism in Eukaryota, Metazoa, Chordata, Mammalia, Chiroptera, Phyllostomidae. The record is from RefSeq and is a predicted model, not a curated record. Gene Ontology annotation, molecular function: U2 snRNA binding; U1 snRNA binding.
GCAAGAUGGCAGCCUCCGAAACUGUUAGGCUACGCCUUCAGUUUGAUUACCCGCCGCCAGCCACCCCGCACUGCACGGACUUCUGGCUUCUGGCAGACUUGAACAGAUGCCGAGUAGUUACGGAUCUCAUUAGCCUUAUCCGCGAGCGCUUCGGCUUCAGUUCUGGGGCUCCCCUCGGCCUUUAUUUGGAGGGGGGUCUGUUGCCCCACGGCGAAAGCGCACGUCUGGUACGAGACAACGAUUGCCUCAGAGUGAAAUUAGAAGAGAGAGAAGUCGCUGAAAAUCCUGUAAUAGUCAGUAAUGGUGAUGGUACUGAUUUCUUACCAAGAAAAGCAAAGAAGCGGUCAUUUAGGUUGGAAGAGGAUCAAGAAACUGAUUACAGACACUCAAAGAAGCCCUGGAAGAGGCAAGAGAACAGCAACGAGAACACCUUGGAUCUAGAACCGAAAGCUGUCACAGAUGAGAGUGUGAAGAAAAAAAACAAGAGGAAAAACAAAGCCACAUGUGAUGUGGUAGAUGAUGACGAUGGUGAUGGUGAAGAGAUGAAAAAAAAAUCACCAAAGAAAAAGGAGAAACGUGUAAACAGAAAACAGACAAAGAAUCCCAAGUCUUCUAAAGCACAGACGGCGAAAGAGUGGACCGUCCAGAAGGGUAGUCCUCCAAGAGGUUCUCCCGCCAGAAACAGCCUUGUUAAAGCCAAAAGGAAAGGUGGCGUGGACAUUCGUGCAAAAAAUAGUCCCAGUGCCUCCUCAGAGUCUGAGUCUUGUCAUGAAUCCACCAGUGAUGGUCUCAGCAAUGUCACCUUAGAGGUCAGGAAGUCCUCAGAGAAAAUAUCAGCUGCAUUAUCACAGGAAGGGCCCUCUAUAAAAAACACAGCGACAAACAGAGUAGCCACAAAAAUUACUUUUAACUCCAUCCCCAUCGAGGACAAGACAACCAGAACAUCAUCUUCUAGUUCAGACUCUAGUUCAGAGUCAGAGGAUGAAUCCGUGGUGCCCAAGAGAUCCCUGAACAAGGCUGCGGGUCUCUUAAAGGCAGCAGGCCCGUUUGCGGGGAGAGGCUGUCCAGGCCCAGGGCUGUUGUCACAGACUCCACAUGCCGUGGGGUGGAAGCACAGUGACUCAAACAGUGGCAGACAGGCUCCUGGCCCUCCUCCCAACGUGACUCUCCCCUCCAGUCUGGGAAGAGGCUGGGGUAGAGGAGAGGACCAUCUUUCUCACAAGGGAGUCAGGGGCCGGGGCAUGCGGGGGAGAGGUCGAGGGCGAGGGCUCGCUCUUCCUUGUGCUUUAAAUAGAAAUGCUGACUAUCAGAAGCAGCAGCAUUUAAAUGAAGUGUUAUCAAACUCAUCUACUAUUAUCCAGAAUCCAGUAGAAACACACAAGAAGGAUUAUAGUCUGUUACCGCUGUUAGCGGCUGCCCCCCAAGUUGGAGAAAAGAUCGCAUUUAAGCUUUUGGAAUUAACAUCUGAUUAUUCUCCUGAUGUCUCUGACUACAAGGAGGGAAAAAUACUAAGCCAGAAUCCAGAGACCCAGCAAGUAGAUAUAGAAAUCCUUUCAUCCUUACCUGCCAUGAAAGAACCGGGGAAAUUCGAUCUGGUUUAUCACAAUGAAAACGGAGCCGAGGUAGUGGAGUAUGCUGUGACACAGGAGAGAAGGAUCACUGUUUUUUGGAGAGAGUUGAUUGACCCAAGACUGAUUGUUGAAUCUUCAAAUAACACAUCAAGUAUGGAGCUUGCCUGAGUGUGACGUCUCCACCUCAUAGUUCAUAAAUGCCUCGUUUGUGAGAGUGACUAUAACCAGAACUUUUAAAAAAGAUCUGAAAGUUGUAUGCAUUUUUUCUUCUCUUUACUGCAUAGGAAAAAAUAUCUACCUCAUCAUUUAAAAUACAUGGGUGUGUUGCUUUUCCAGGUUUAAUUUCAGUAACACAAAUUUAAAAUACGACAUUCCCUGUAGGUGUUGUUAUAUACCAGUACAUAUGGUUUCUUGUGUUUUUUACUUUAUUUUUUGGCCAUCAAGUAGCCAUUGUCAGAAACAGUUUGUGAAUACCAAGUACAAGAAAGUGCUGCACAUCUUGUCUCAGUAAGAUUUAUUAAGUAACGUAAAACAUGAAUGCAUGUUACUUGACCUAAUUUUUCACAUUUGAGUUGUUCUAUUAAAUGUGGAACAAAUUUCAAGUAUUUUCUACUUGUAAUUGUCAAGAACUAAUGAAUAGUGGGGUUUGUUACAGGCAGUAAGUUAAGCAAUCCUUUUACUUAUUUCUCAACUUUAAAGUAAAGGGCUCUCAGGGCCCCGUGUGGAGCAGUGCACGGGAGGCCUGGUCUGUGCACUGGGGGAAGAUCUCCUGUUCUGAGUGCUGAGAGGGUUUACUGUGCGUUCAGGCCAGGAAUGUGUUAUCUUGCCAGAAGGUUGCAAGCCCCCGGCUGCGUGUGCUGGAGUGAGGAUCUUGAACAGAAACUUCCGUUCCUGUGAUUAUUCAAUACGAAGCUAAAAUGAUUAAAUAUAGACUGUGAAAAUCGCUUUCUUUUAACAAAAGAUCAGGUCCCUCCUUCAGCUUUGCAGAUUUUUAA